This is a messenger RNA of Dermochelys coriacea (leatherback sea turtle), 2075 nucleotides long. It is a transcript of the gene GLRX5, whose product is annotated as glutaredoxin 5. Bases 1002 to 1466 code for a protein of 154 amino acids. The transcript has 2 exons. Lineage: Eukaryota; Metazoa; Chordata; Testudines; Dermochelyidae. The record is from RefSeq and is a predicted model, not a curated record.
CCACAGCGGCGGACGGAGCCUUGUCUCAGCGAGGCCGGCCCCGCUGAUUCUGCCGGUGGGUCUCCAGGGCGCUCGGGGAGACGCGGUGCUCCCGAGCCAGCUGGGACAGAGCCACCCGGCCCUCGUGGCAGCCAGACAGGCCGGGGGACAGCGACCAACCCGCUUCCCCCCGAGGGCUCGGCCGUCACGCGCGGCGCGGCGCGGCCCGCCCGGACCUGCUCGCUAGAGCCCCAGGCACCCGAGCCCCCCCCGCGGGGCGAACCGACCCCCGACCCGGGCAGGGCGCGGCACCAGCCAGCGAGGCCCGUUGUGCUCCGGCACCGCUCGAGGCCGAGAGAAGCGGCUCGGGGAUCGCAGUCCCGCGCUAGGAGCCGGGAGACCCCAGGGACGCCGAGCCCCAGAUACCUCAACGGUCUCCACCGCGCCUAAAAAUCCCCGCCGGCCGAGGGCUCCUCAGCGCCGGCGGCCCGCACCCGGGUCCCCCCCGCCGCUGCCACCGCGAGCCCCGCACCACGCUGUAGCUCCGCGAUGCCCCCACAACGCCGCGCCGGAAGCGGAAGCAGCCAAAAGCUACCCCCCUCUCUCCCCACCCCCUUUCUGCAGCGGGACCCUGACUAGCCUCGCCCUACGCGACUAGCACAGCCAAUAGCAACGCAGAAGGGGCCGGAUUCAUAAGUCAGUGGGCGGGUCCAUCCGGAUGUGCGGCGCAUUAUUGGUGGUUUGGGUCGAUUGACAAAUGUUUUUAUCCACUCAAGGCCCGCCGUAUGAUCCCAGGCUCUGCCAAUAGGGAGGAAGCGCCGUGAUCAGGCGGAUAGGCUAGAAAAAGUCUCGCCUGCAUUCUAUUAGCAACGGAUGUGGAUUGACAGGUAUUUCUGCCCAUCUUUGGCUAAGGCUAUCCGUGACGUUUUGCCGCCUCUACCAAUGGGGAGGAGGAACGGACUGGAGGUGGAUCCGGUGCCUGUGUCUCUCAGGGUGGGACACUGCCGCUAGGGAAGGCCGCGAUGAGCGGUUCUUUGUGCUGGCUGCGCGCGGCCUCGCUGCUGCGCGGCGCCCCGCUGCGAUGGGGCGCGCGGCCCCUCAGCCAGGCCGCGGCCGGGGACGGCGGCCGAGGGUCGCGGGAGUCGGUGGAGCGGCUGGUGCGGGCGCACCCCGUGGUCGUGUUCAUGAAGGGCAACCCGGCCCAGCCCCUGUGCGGCUUCAGCAACGCCGUGGUGCAGAUCCUGCGCCUGCACGGGGUGCAGGACUUCCAGGCCUACGACGUGCUGCAGGACCCCGACCUCCGGCAAGGAAUUAAAAACUACUCCAACUGGCCUACCAUCCCUCAAGUAUAUCUUAAUGGUGAAUUUGUUGGUGGCUGUGACAUACUCCUCCAGAUGCAUCAGAAUGGAGACCUAGUGGAAGAGCUUAAGAAGUUAGGAAUCCGCUCUGCACUUUUGGAUGCAGAAAAAGACCAAGACAAAAAAUAAAAAAAGCAAGCUAUUUCAUUUAAAAAGAUGGGACUAUAAUAAACAAACAAAAUCUUUGACAAUACCUUAUUACCAGAAAAGCCUUAUGUAUUAUCUCAAAGGAGGCAUCUUUUUGAACUGACACUAAUGUUUGUCUAUUAGUAAACAAAUGGUAGCUCAUAGUACAGGUUAUCUGGUAUUUUGGUUUAAGGAUAUUCUGUUGUGAAAAUUUGAUUAUAACCAUUGCACUAUAAUUCAAAUGACUGUGGAACUGAAAUAAACAAGCAGCCUACUUCUACUUGUGUUAAUUCUUCUUGCCUGAGGCAGGAGUAAAUGAAAGAUUGUACAAUAUUUUUUUUGUGGUCUUCUGUGUAUAUCACUUGGCUAAUGCUUUGAUAUAUAAACCUAUGUAGAUAGUGUUUGUAGCUUUUUUUGCUUCUCUUGAAAACACUAUCAAAUAGCCACUGUCAUUCUUUAUGAACACUUGAAGAUAGGACUUCUUGGCAACCUGUAAAAUUGUUUGUUACCUGCGAAUCUGUUUAACAAACUGGAGGAAAACAGUCAGAUAAGUGAACUAUGAAAUACACCUUUAUUCCUACAGCUAUAAAUAAAUACAUUAGUAAAAACAAA